UACCGGGAUGGCCGUGCUGUCAAGUAAUCGCUCCCCUCGCGCGUGUUUUGACUUAUUUUUGUCAAGCGAUCGCCAUAUUGUUUUAUUGUGUUCUUAAUAUUUUAAUUUGAAUCAUCAUCAAGUCAUUAAUUUUACGACUACACAGUAAUGGCGGAAUGAAAAGUGGUUAUGUGAUUAAAAAAUAUAAUAAUAGUGUAAUGUUAUUUUUUUUUCUCUUGAUUUGCUACGUGUGAGUGUCACCGCGCGUGUGUGAAUAUGGAUGUGUAUAUGAUUAGUAUUAUUAACACAAUCAUUCGUUUAUCUACGCUGUAGAUAAUUAAAUAAUUAUCUCGAUCAAUCAUUAUUGAACGGUUCGUUCCGAAACUUGGCACUAUAACCGUUAUGCCUUUGUCAAUUAUUGAACAUGAAAAAUUUUAAUUGAAAAAAUAAAAUUAAAAAGUAAUUCCCUUACGUGCGCGCGAAUGUAGUGUAGUUUAUGUAGUGUAUCUAUUUAUAGUUUGUUGAAAAAUAACUGCCACAGUACAUUCAGUGUGUUUAAAUUUAGUGCAAUGUCUAAGCUGAAAAGUUAUAAAUAAUAUUGCAUAUGUCCAUUGUUAUUUUGUAAUUAUGUUACAUAGCGUUCUAUGGAAAAAUAUGCCCUCUAUUUGUGUUUUUGUGAAGUUAAAGUGACUUGGAUGUGCGUCCUUUGUCCUUUGGAUUGCCUCUAAUCAUGGAUAAACCGUCAUUCAAGCUGGUGGGAUUACCAUGCGGUCACCACGGGCAGUACACCUUCUACAAAGCUCUCCGGCUGACUGGGCCGCGCGAGAGGAUCGUGGCCAUCGGGGACUUCUUCUUUGUGAGGAUCUGGCAGGACUCCGAGCUUGUCUCCAUUGGCGAGCUCCAGCUGCUAUGGACGGACAGGGUGUCUGAUCAGACCCUGGUCAGCCUCAGGCUGUACUUCCUGCCUGAGAACACGCCGGACGGUCGCGGGCUGCACGGCGAGGAUGAGGUGUUAGCAAUAAAUGAUAAGGUGGUACUCCGGGCCGAAGAUCUGCUAAGCUGGGUGUGCGUUGGAGACAGCUGGCGGUGGGGCCUCCGGGCCGUUUGGAAGGGCUCGUGUGCUCCUCCAGCAGACCCUCGCCACACGGCGCCCCUGCAUCAUACCAAGCUGGACUUCAGCGAUGUUGAACGAGAGAAGAGUACCAUUGUAGACGCGGACUUUCCGGGCGUGGUGGUGUUCUCAUACCCGAGGUACUGCCGCUACCGGGCGCUGCUGUCCCGCCUCGAGGGCAUACAAGGCGACUGGCUGCGGGACUCGCUGGUGGCCGCGCUCGGGGGGUACGCGGCGCCCACCAAGAACACCAGGAUACUGUACUGCAAGGACACCUUCGAGUACCCAGAGCUGGAGGGUCACGAGUUCGUGUGCAACCACCUGGCGCCGCGGCUGAAGGGGCGACCUCGAGGCCGCCGCCGCCGACCCCCCCGCUCCCGCAGUCACACCCCCUCGUCGCCAUCACCAUCUCGCUCUAGUGACAGCGAGCAUGAACGACCCCCUCCGCAGCCCAGGAUUCAAACGCCACGCCGUCUCACUCUCCGCAACGGUGAUAAGCAGAGUGAUGAUGAUGAUCUAAAGGAAAGCAGCGCUGAAGACAGGGCGUUCAUGAAUACGCUGAAGCAGUUCUACAAGGACAGGAACGAGCCGUUUAAUACUUCACAUACGCUCAAGGACUUGUCGCUGCGGGCGCUGUACGCGUGGGUGCGAGCUCGCGGAGGAUAUGAAGCCGUGUGCGGACGCAAGCUGUGGAGACUCGCCGCCGCACAGCCCGCCAGGGCGCGCGCCCACUACGAGAGGUUCCUGUUACCAUUCGAGCACUACGAGCGACGGAAUGGUCACAAACUGAACGGCAGAGUUGAAGAACAUCCCAUUACCACAAUAGAGGUAAUCGAUUCACCCCUCCGAGAUAUGGAGAAGAAGCAUAACCUCCCCGACAAACGGUUGAAGACACCGUCCCCCAAACCUGAGCCUGUAGACAGCGAGACUGGAGAAGUGAAGGAAGAAUAUGUAACCUCCAAACCUGCUGAAGAACUGAAUAGAGAAUUCCUAGAAUCAUUACCAAAGGACGAGAGGUACUUAAACGUGAAACCGUUUGAGAAGCUAUCCGACCAGAGAACGGAUAAGAAACUCCAAGAUGUAGAGAAUAAGCCGAUAACGAAGAGUUCCAGCAAUGUGAUAGACGGUGUGGGGUGUAAACAGUUGAACGAGACGGUGUUUGUGAAUGAAAUGCAGAAGCCAAAGUCGGAGGCGUCGCGCACACACCACGACGUCACUCUGUCCUCCGUGUCGAGUUUGACGAGUCUGUCAACACUGGGCGAUAAAUAUGUCAACGGUCACCACGACGUACCACCAGUAGAUCAGAAGAAUAAACCAGUCGGUCGCAGUUCGUUGCGGGCUGUACGCGUGAAACCAGCGCGGCCCAACCACGCGCCCGCAAACACACCACCAACGGCAUCGCUGCGGGCGGACUCUGCAUCAUCAUCACCGCAGCCGGCGGUGAACGCGGCGCCGCCGCCCGUCACCAACUUCGGCAUUCAUCACCCGCCCGCGCAGAUUAGUGAUGAUGAAAUCGUUGAGGUUCCGUACAAACCGAAGACGCCGGAAAUAAUUGAUCUCGACGAAUAUCCGGAGAGUCCUCAAGCUAUUAAGAAGAAGAAACUAGAUAUACUAAAGGAGAGAGGGCUGGAAGUUACCGCAAUACCCACCCCCGCGUGGCCCGGCCCCGUCCCCCUCACGACCAUCAACCCCCUGCUAAACACCGCCCCCAUGACCCUCAACCCCGCGGUCCAACAUCAAAUAAUGACCCAAGUACAACUGUUUCAAAUGUACAAUAUAGUACCACCGAAUUACGCCAACGGUAUACGACCACCGAAAAUAACGCAGGGCACCUCAAUUUUCGGGUCAUCUGGCCCCGAGAAGACGGUUUACGGGAACCCCAAAGACCCCUUCAUGCCCCCACCCCACAUUCUACACGGGACCCCAGUCAAGCCACAGAAGAAUAUAGCGUCUUCGACCUCCCAAACUCCGCCGCAAGAUAUCCUAGACUUAACAUGUAAGAACCCCUCGUUGACCCCACAAAAGCCGGCGGUCGAAAUCGUCAGGGUACCACCGACCCCGUCCCCGUCGAAAGCCUCUAGUGCCCCCCAAAACUUGGCAAAGAACUACACCCUAAUCGACGGGAAAGCAGUAGUAGGUUCGAAUUUAGAAAUUACAUUAGUCAAUCCGAAAGCCCAACAUAAUACAAUGAAAAACAGGACGCCACAAAAACGGUCGUCCAACGGUAAAUUCAUGUCCACGAAAACAGUUACGCCCCCUAAAGAUUUCCCCAAACAGUACACUUGUCCGUCCCCGUCCGGGGUCCAGAAGAAGUCCCCAAUAGUUGUCCCCAACUACCAAGUUAAUCCCCGAGACGACCCUUCCCCGACAAGUUCCACAGGGUCCAGGGACAGUCAGACCCCGCAGAAUUACCAAAAUGUGGUUAAAAAUCAGAAUCUAGCGCAGUUUAUGGAAAUGCAGAAGAGUGUACCAAGUUUUAUGGACCCAAUGUACAUGAACGCGUUUUACAACAGUCUGGGCCAGAUGGACCAGAGACAAUUGGCGGCGUAUAGAGACAUGAUGGCCAGCCAGUUUAGGGGAUACAGUGGUCUACUGAAUAUGGGUGCGGUAACAAACACACCUACAACGAAAAAUUAAUAUCUAGUCUUAAUUUUUGUGAUAAUAUUAGUAUUGUACGUUACGGUCGGGUCGUGUUUGACUGUUGAAUUUGUGUAAAUCAAAAAAGACCUUAAGGCCUCUUAUCCACGGUAUAAUGUUGAAAAGAUGCAGAUGAGAUUAUAUCACUCACCUCUAGUUCCACUACACCAAAUGGUACCGAUGUUGACUUGACAUACCUCACUGUAUUACUAUUAAAACAUUCAAUCCCCUUUUCCCCACUGGGCACAUUGGUCACGUGGCCAGGGCCCCGCGAUGGAUUAGGGCACCCUAGUCUAGUCUAGUCCGUACCCUAUUACCCACUGAGCACAUUGGUCACGUGGCCAGGGCCCCGCAAUGGAUUAGGGCACCCUAGUCUAGUCUAGUCCGUACCCUAUUACCCACUGAGCACAUUGGGCACGUGCCCAGGGCCCCGCGAUGGAUUAGGUCACCCUAGUCUAGUCUAGUUCGUACCCUAUUACCCACUGAGCACAUUGGGCACGUAGCCAGGGCCCCGCGACGGAUUAGGGCACCCUAGUCUAGUCUAGUCCGUACCCUAUUACCCACUGAGCACAUUGGGCACGUGCCCAGGGCCCUGCAAUUGAUUAGGGCACCCUAGUCUAGACCCUACUUUUUAAAUCGCUAUCCCUACCGUCCAGUUCCGAUAGCAACUUCAGUUAAGAACUGGCAAGACACAACUGGUAUAUUUUUGUUUGAUUUUUUUAGUCAGUUAUAUUAUUAUAAUAGAUCACAAUAUCCUCUUGAAAUCUUUAUAUUAAAUUCAUGGUGAAGUGGGCCUGAGUUCAUGUUCAUCUUAUCAUCCUCCACUGGUGCCCCGCCAGCGUAUACCGUUAUCGCAGGCGGGUGCACCAUUACAUUAUGCAAGACCUUCUGUUCUAUAAUAUAUAGAGCGUGUCAACCGUCGCCUAUUUACAUGAACAGUAC
Molecule: messenger RNA, 4669 nt
Organism: Achroia grisella
Lineage: Eukaryota; Metazoa; Arthropoda; Insecta; Lepidoptera; Pyralidae
Product: AT-rich interactive domain-containing protein 5B-like
Exons: 13
Coding region: 710-3727 (1005 amino acids)
Biological process (GO): regulation of transcription by RNA polymerase II
Cellular component (GO): nucleus
Molecular function (GO): transcription cis-regulatory region binding
Source: RefSeq, a predicted model, not a curated record